CUCAAAGGUAGUAACCCAGCUUCUCUAAUAGUUACAGUUAGGUGGUAACAGAGGGAAAGCGAGAUCUGCUGUCAAUGCCUGAAGUUAUUAAAAAAAAAAAAAAAAACUUAGCUGAAUGUGGAUUUAGGGUGUGGGUGUGUUUCUUCCAUAGUUCUGUGUAUUUAUAUUUAACUUUGCAUAUGAGAGUUAAAUACAUCUUCGAGUUGAGUGGUAUGUCUUGGCUGAAAGAAAAGACUGUCUUUCAGGCAGCUGCUUAGCUACAGGUGCUUCACGUCUGUCACCUAAUUCCUGGUUUUUGUGGUUCCCUGACUAGCAGGAUAGAAUUCAGAUCUCAGGCCUCACCCCACCUACUGUUGGCUUUUUUUAACAUGGGGAUCAGAGUGCUUGUUAAAGUUUGGGGUGCAUUCAUUGUCUUAUGAUGAUUUGUUUCUCCGAAUUGAACUAAAUGAGAGAAAGGAAAAGGUAUGCCUUGUGUUAUUUCCUACCUUUUCCUGGGCAAAUCCUAAUUUGUGCCAUCUCUUUAUCAAUGGACUGGUACAGUCGAAAGUCUUAACUCUUCUGAUUUUUUCAUUCAUCUCAAAGGAACAGGGGAGGCUCACUGAAACUGAGUCAUUCCCACUGAGUGGUUCUCUUAAGUACUCUUUAGAUGAGAAUGGAGGGUUCAGGUUCCAAGGCCAGUGUUGUAUGCCAAAGGCCAUCACCCAGCAUAUUUGGUUCUUAAGUGUGGUUCCUGGAUCGUAGGUCCAGUGGUUGGUUCUGCAGUUUUGGUUUUUGGAUAUGGUUUGUGCUGGUGACAGCACAUAAAGCUCAUUUGUAAGCUGAUUUGUAAACAGGGAUGUUCAUGCUGUUGAUAGUAGAAGCACGUAAGACGCAAACCCUUUAGUCUUAUGUGUAUUCAGUCUAUAGUUUAAAAAAAAAAAGAAAUUCUUUUUAAAAUUGCUGAAGUAACUGUAUUUUCAUUUUGAGAAAACUAUCUGCCAAGUACUAUCCUGUUAAGGCCUUGUGUUCUCUGGUUUUAUAUUUUGCAUCUGCUUGCAAACUUCAGAAAUUUAAAUUCUCAAAAUUUUUUUCUGGGGUAUGAUAUUUUAAAAUAUGUUAAGAGCUAAACAUCCUUAGCACUGGUUUAAAGUUGCUUAGAAGUUAUGCCAGUACCAUUUUUUGAAUAACUGUAUUUUUUUUAAUUGCUUUUUGACUCCUUGUAACUUAAAACCAUUAUUUUUGUUGAGCAUUUAGAGUAUGCUGAGUACCCUGAGCCUUUUAGUGUGUAUUGUUAUUUCAUUUGGACAAUAUAGCAUUUAAGAGCUGCUGUGAUUAAUUUCAUUUUACACAUGAAGAAACUGAGACAAAGAGUUCAAGUGAUCUGCCUAAAAUCACAUUUAACAAUGGGUGGAGCCUGGGUAUUGACUCACAUAGAGUCUGCGAUUGGGUGUAUAAACAGCUUUCUUGGGAGCAGUAUCUCUUGACCACCGCCCCUUCAGCCCCUACUAUGGCUUUACUCUAUAUCUUUUUGUAUUUCAAUACUUUGGAAGGCUACUGCUGUUUAUUACCUUCCCUUUUCCCACCCCCUCCAGUCCCCAAAUAACUUUAGUAGGCUUUCUAGAGUUAACAGAAUAAUUUUGUUCCCAGCCCACCUCCCCCGACUUGGCAUUGUUUUUGGAAUUCGCAUUAAACUAACUCAUUAAUUUGUGAAUUUAAGAAGAUUUUGUCCACGUGUAUGGCAUAGAAGAUGAAUUCAUCCUCCUCCACCAUGAAUGAGGAACCUGAUGCUCUCUCUGUAGUUAACCAGCUCCGAGACCUAGCCGCAGAUCCUUUAAACCGACGAGCCAUUGUCCAGGAUCAGGGAUGUCUGCCUGGCCUUAUUUUAUUUAUGGACCAUCCCAACCCCCCUGUCGUCCACUCAGCUUUGCUCGCUCUUCGAUACUUGGCAGAGUGCCGUGCCAACAGAGAAAAGAUGAAAGGAGAGCUGGGAAUGAUGUUAAGCUUGCAAAAUGUUAUACAGAAGUCUACAACUCCAGGGGAAACAAAACUGCUAGCCUCUGAAAUCUAUGACAUUCUUCAAUCUUCCAAUAUGGCAGAUGGGGAUAGUUUCAGUGAAAUGAAUUCACGUCGAAGGAAAGCUCAGUUUUUCCUGGGAACUACAAACAAACGUGCCAAAACAGUGGUUUUGCAUAUAGAUGGUCUUGAUGAUACGUCCCGGAGAAACCUGUGUGAAGAGGCCUUGUUAAAAAUUAAAGGUGUUAUUAGCUUUACUUUUCAAAUGGCCGUUCAGAGAUGUGUGGUACGAAUCCGUUCAGACCUUAAAGCAGAGGCGUUGGCAUCAGCAAUAGCAUCAACCAAGGUUAUGAAGGCUCAGCAGGUUGUGAAGAGCGAGAGUGGAGAAGAGAUGCUGGUCCCAUUCCAGGACACGCCUGUGGAGGUAGAACAGAACACGGAGCUGCCUGACUACCUGCCCGAGGAUGAGAGUCCCACGAAGGAGCAGGACAAGGCGGUGUCCCGGGUGGGCUCCAACCCGGAGGGUGGAGCUAGCUGGCUGAGCACAGCUGCAAACUUUUUAUCCAGGUCAUUCUACUGGUGACUUCCCUUUGGGGCUCAAGGACUGUAUAAGCGAACAAGGGGCCAGUUUUCCAUUGUCGUGGUGAACUGUCAAGUGCAAUUUGCAAUAAGUUAUCAUGAGAAGUUUCUAGAUCCCAUGAUUGAGAAUGCUGCAUUUUACAUUCUACCGGACAUUUUACCCCCCUAAGUGGUAAAAGGGACAGAGGCGACAGGUGGAGUUGCUUUGAUGAUGAAGGUAUUUUGGUUUUGUUGUCCUUUGUUUAAUUGCCUCACUUAAAAAAAAAAAAAGGGUCCACUGUUAAACCAAACAUGUAUUGUGCAGCUUUACAUUUUAUUUGACAUGAAGCACGUGAUUAGGAAAACUCAUUUUCUCAAGCUUCAGGGCCUAGAAGAUAAUUUUUUUUUUUAGCUCAAGUUGUGCAUGACAUACUGAACACUUUUCUCUGCCUUUUCUUGUGAAAGAUAUUUGCUUUGGUACUCUUCACUGAAAGUGGAAAGCAUUUCUCGUUAUUCCCCUUUUGUGCCUUUUUUAAAUUUUGCCAACCAUGUUUAUGGACAAGACGUUACUAAUGACAUUUUGUGAAUUAAAACAUAUUCUUUGGAACGUAGCAGUCCCCCUAAGACUACAACUCUAUGAAAACUUUGUAGUCUUACUUGUUAGAAGCUUUUGAAGGUUAACACAAAAUCAGUCAAGAAGGGAACAUGUGUAUCAGCAAAGUGUUAGUGGAGACUAUUUGAAUGGGCCCAAAUGUGGUUCUAGUUGAGUACUUCCUGCUCAGUCUGGUUUAUAUCAGCUCUUGAGAAUGAUGUCCACCCUAAUAUUGGGAGUGACUAUGAAUGGUUUCUAGGCCUUACUUUGUGAUUACACACUAUCCCCUGCUAGGGGGGGAAAAAUUAGCAAAGAACUGACAGACUUGAAAAAAGAAAAAUGGAAUGUCUAUAAUGCCAUAGUGCUACUUGGUAGAGUCCAACCUUAACAUGACUUGUUUGGCAGAUGCCUGUUCGGUAGGUGUUUCCUUAUAUUGCCUUUUGUGAAUUUAUUAUGAACAUGCAGUUUCUAUUGAAUGAAAAGAAAAAAGACUCCAGUUAUUGCUUAUAAAGAAAUAAAGCCAGCAUUUGUCCGUCCACUAGGUUCUUAUGUUCAGCCAGGAAAAAAAAAAAAAAACAGCACUUCAGUGAAGGUAAGAUAAAUAAAUACAAAUAUAUAUACAUAUAUAUAUUUUUGGUAGAUAAGAGCUAAUUACAUAUAUGUAACACUUUAAUAAAUUUCUGAAAAUACUUGGCAACUAAAAAUUUUCUUUGGGAAAGCCCACUGACUCCAGAUAAAUUUUAAUGCCAAUAUGAUUAAAAACUGAAGGAGGAAUAGGAGGAAACUGAAAACUUUUUUCAUCCACGUUAUAGCGCUGCUAUUUUACUACUUGGAGAAUGUGAUGUGAAAAUUGGACCCUGGAGGGUGUCCUUGCAUUUUCAUUGCUUCUAUUUCAGAGAAAAAACUAAAAGCAUCCAGUGUCAUUGGAGAAAAAAUUGUAAAAUAGUUCACCAACAAGAAUCUCAAGUUUAGGAAUAUUGUGACCUUAUGGAGGGAGGGGUGUUGAGAGUAUGGAGAGUGAUUACUUUUUUCAUCUGGGCUCUGAGUUCAGGUGAUGCACACAACUGAAAAUAUAAGCUUUCAGGGCAUGUACUGCUCUAAAUGCAUAUUACAUCUUGCUGCCAGACCAGAUGUUUUAAAGAAAAACAACAAAACCACCUCCUUUCUAUAGCCAUUGAAACAAAGUUUACUGUUCUAACCAGUUUGUAUUUUAUUUUGCAUUGCCACAUAUCUGCUUAUUUAAGAAACAACAUCCCUUUUGGUAGUAAUGGUUCAGCACAAGUAGGCAUUACAGCUUGAUGUGUGUGUUCUAAUUCUCAGUGUUCUGUGAUUCCAGGUCUUAUAGAGCAGUUAAGGCAACUGUAAUGGCAUUUUUUGGAAAUAUGCUGUAAAAUAAUAAAAGGUGACAUAAUUAAAA
Molecule: messenger RNA, 4559 nt
Organism: Odocoileus virginianus texanus
Lineage: Eukaryota; Metazoa; Chordata; Mammalia; Artiodactyla; Cervidae
Source: RefSeq, a predicted model, not a curated record